CAGGAGGAAGUUUUCAUCUGUUUAUCCCACGUUUUCAUCCGAAGUCUUUUUUUACUAAGUGACAGCAGAGACUGUGAACGCAGCACUGAUGGAGCUGAAGGAUUUUGACUGUCUCACUAAAGACGUCCUGGCUCGGCAGCAGUGCCUCCUGGACUCCUCUCCCUCCUCUUCUCCUGCUGCAGAGGCUCAGUCUCCGGCCUCCUUCCUCCACUCCUCCCUCCUCACGUCCUCAUUCCCUGUGAACACCUCUCAUACCCUCAGCCCGUCACACAGGACCUUCCACCCCCCCAGCCCGGCCUCCUCUUCCUCCUGCAGCCUCCUCCUCUGCAGAGAGCCACAGCCCGACUCCCCGACAGGAUCUAGUUCCAGCUGUGGAGGCGAUGCUGUGCACUCACACGCUGACUCCUUUUCAGCACAGGUCAACUCCAUCCUGAGGGGCAACUAUCUGAUGCCACCAGGGGGCGCCGCAGGGCCCAAGCGGCUCUGCCUGGUGUGUGGAGACUACGCCUCUGGUUAUCACUACGGUGUGGCGUCCUGCGAGGCGUGUAAAGCCUUCUUCAAGAGGACAGUACAAGGCAACAUCGAGUACAGCUGUCCUGUGAUGAACCAGUGUGAGAUCACCAAGCGCAGGAGGAAAGCCUGUCAGGCAUGUCGCUUCCAGAAGUGUCUCCAGGCUGGCAUGAUGAGGGAGGGUGUCCGUAUGGACCGCGUGCGAGGAGGACGUCAGAAGUACAAGCGGCGUGUGGAGACAGGGCUCAGGUGCUUGAGUCACUCAGUGAGCUGCAGAAACAAGGUCAUCUCCCAUUUGCUGCUGACAGAGCCCGCCCCCCUCACCGCUAAUCAGGAUGACUCCACCAACGACAGCAGCCUGAGCACGCUGCUGACCCUGGGUGACCUCCUGAACCGGGAGCUGCUGCUUCUGAUUGGCUGGACCAAACAGAUCCCAGGCUUCUCCGUGCUCUCACUGGUCGAUCAGAUGUCGCUGCUGCAGAGCGGCUGGAUGGAGGCGCUGCUGGUGGGUGUGGCCUGGCGAUCUCAGGGUGUGGAGGGGGAGGAGCUCGCGUUCGCCGGUAACCUACGCCUGGAUGCGGGACGGUGUCGAGCAGCAGGACUGAGCGAUCUGUAUGAGGUGCUGCGUCACCUGACAAUGAAAUACCAGGCGAUGGAGCUGAGUCCUGAGGAGGCGGUGAUGAUGAAGGCCAUGGCGCUGGCCAACGCUGACUCCGACCUGGUCGACUGUCCGGACUCAGUGCAAAGGUUUCAGGACGGACUCCACGAUGCCCUGCAGGAGUACGAGUCGUCCCGCAGAGAGCACCACCGAGCAGGUCGUCUGCUGAUGACUCUGCCUCUGCUGCGACAGGCUGCAGACCAAGCUGUGCAGGUAUUUCUGCGGCUGCACCGCCAGCGUCACAUCCCUCUCCACAAACUGUUCCUGGAGAUGCUCGACGCCAAAGUCUGAAGGUUUCCUCGCACACGCCGCCAUCAGGAGAACAGUCUGGAGUCUCUGCAGCAGUUCAUCCACGCAGGAGGAAGAGACGACUCGUGUCUCUGCAGAAACAAAUAUGAAACUGUUUAAUUCCACCACACACCUGUAGCUCUUAUAAGCACCAU
Messenger RNA from Solea solea (common sole), 1611 nucleotides. RefSeq names its product estrogen-related receptor gamma-like. The transcript is spliced from 8 exons. Gene Ontology annotation, biological process: regulation of DNA-templated transcription. The record is from RefSeq and is a predicted model, not a curated record. Gene Ontology annotation, molecular function: sequence-specific DNA binding; DNA-binding transcription factor activity; zinc ion binding. NCBI's taxonomy places the organism in Eukaryota, Metazoa, Chordata, Actinopteri, Pleuronectiformes, Soleidae. The coding region runs from base 89 to 1459 and encodes 456 amino acids.